Molecule: messenger RNA, 1882 nt
Organism: Sphaeramia orbicularis (orbiculate cardinalfish)
Lineage: Eukaryota; Metazoa; Chordata; Actinopteri; Kurtiformes; Apogonidae
Gene: wrap73
Product: WD repeat containing, antisense to TP73
Exons: 13
Coding region: 183-1529 (448 amino acids)
Biological process (GO): microtubule anchoring at mitotic spindle pole body
Cellular component (GO): microtubule organizing center; MWP complex
Molecular function (GO): protein binding
Source: RefSeq, a predicted model, not a curated record
UCCUGUUCACACAAACAAACUAGAGACUGUUAAGCCCAUCAACCUGUGCACCAUACGACAAUAAUGCGACGGAGAAACUUUUCUAAUGUCUAGCCGGACGUUGGAUAUAUUCCUUUUAACCAAGGCUAGCAAAUUUAAUAAAUUCAGAGUUUUUCUUGUAGAGGAACAUCUGUGGCAUCAAGAUGAACUUCUCUGAGGUAUUUAAACAAUCAAACCAACUCUGCAAAGUUUCUCCUGAUGGGAAGUAUUUGGCUACCUGUGUGCAGUACAGGCUGGUGGUCCGGGAUGUAAGUACUCUACAGAUCCUGCAGCUCUACACCUGCCUGGACCAGAUAUCUCACAUGGACUGGUCCUCUGACUCUCUCUUUAUCCUCUGUGCUAUGUACAAAAGAGGGCUGGUGCAGGUGUGGUCUCUUGAACAGCCAGACUGGCACUGUAAGAUUGAUGAAGGCUCAAUAGGACUAGUCUCCUCACGCUGGAGUCCAGAUGGACGUCACAUUCUCAACACCACUGAGUUCCAUCUGAGGGUCACCGUUUGGUCCCUGUGCACCAAAGCUGUGUCUUACAUCAAAUAUCCCAAAGCAUGUUCGAAGGGUAUAGAUUUCAGCAGAGAUGGCUGCUAUAUGGCCUUGGCUGAACGCCGGGACUGUAAAGACUAUGUCAGUGUAUUUGUAUGUGAUGACUGGCAUUUACUCAGGCAUUUUGAGACUGAGACACAGGACCUGGCUGGACUAGAGUGGUCUCCUAACGGCUGUGUGUUGGCAGUUUGGGAUAGCUGUCUGGAGUAUAAGGUGCUGCUGUAUUCCUUGGAUGGCCGGCUGUUGUCCACCUACAGUGCUUAUGAGUGGUCACUGGGGGUCAAAUCUGUGACCUGGAGCCCCAGCAGCCAGUUCCUCGCCAUUGGCAGCUACGAUGAAAAAGUACGAAUCCUCAAUCACAUCACCUGGAAGAAAAUCACCCAGUUUGAGCAUCCAUCCACCAUCAACAACACAAAAGCUGUCGUGUAUAAGGAGGUAGAGCGACGACCGGUUGUCAGCGAUGAUCUGUCGUUACACAACAUCACAGUGGGCACCACCCUGUUCAACACCCAGAGUAAAUAUGAGAUAUGUCCACUCCCAGUCCAGAUUCCUGUAGUUAAACCAGACCCAGACCGUGCCAACCCUAAGAUUGGUAUCUCCAGUCUGGCAUUCAGCGCAGACGGUCGCUAUCUAGCCACUAAAAACGACAACAUGGCCAGUGUCGCAUGGGUGUGGGACAUGCAGAAGAUGAACCUGGUGGCCGUGCUCGAACACACAUCUGCUGUCAAAUGCUUCCAGUGGGACCCCAAACACCCCCGACUGGCUCUGUGCACAGGCAACGCCAAACUCUACCUCUGGUCACCGGCGGGCUGCGUCUCGGUCCAAGUCCCAGCUGAAGGUGGUUUCCAGGUCCAGUCUCUGAGCUGGCACUGCACUGGAGACUCUCUGAUUCUUCUGGGGAAGGAGCAGCUGUGUUUGUGCUACAUGGAAACUGAGCAGGAGGACAAGUGAACAACACAGCAGGUCUCAGGAAAGACCGGAAACACUCCACAAAGUCAACUUCAACUAAAAUUCAGCCUUUGUUUUGAAACAGCAGUUUGAUGGUCUCCAAGUUCAUGAAUGUCUCCAGUGCAGGUUACUGGGCUGUUCCUGUUGAAAACACAGACAAAUCUGACCAGACAUUCAUCUGGAAUGACUCUUUAAUAUUUACUCUCUUUAGAGCAGUUAGGUUUUAUAUCAAUAAAUAUGUCUUGAAGCACUAAUUCCAAACUGUGAGAAAAUAGAAGUUUACAGAAUUUUAUAGAUUUCACUGUACUUUUUUAAUGUAUUCCAAAACUAUUUUGAAUAAAUUUUGGUAUAAAUAA